CGAAAAGCGUUUUACAGGCGCCCUCUACAAACGUUCAUAAUCCGUGUGCGUUGUCCUGUUGUCAUUUCCUGUUCAAUACUAAAACGAUUACAUUAAUUUUGCAUUUCAAUAUCGUAUUUGUUUUUCCUGAAUUAAUAAUCGUUUAAUCCAUUAGUAUAGUUCAGUAUAGUUAUGGAUUUGUCCGAUGAAAAUUUCGAUCAACCUCAAGGUCGUAAAACGCGCUCAGGUCGCACUCCUGCUCCCCCAAAACCGAAGCAAACUACACGAAAAACAAGGAAAAAAAUGGUUUUGAUGGAAGUUGAAGUUUCGGAUGAAGAGGAGCUCACAACGGGUGAUCCCUUGAGGAUGGAGGAAUCCAACAAGAAAGAAGAAAUGGUUGAUGAAAAUGGAUUGCAACAGGAUGAAGGUGAAAGUGAACCCCAAACUAAAUUUGUAAUGGAGAUUGAGGAAAUAUCUGAGAAAUUAGAUGAAGAGAUUUCAGAUCAAGAUAAACAAAUUCUUGGGAAAGAAGAAGAUAUUAUAGAAAAAGAUGAAAAAACAGGAAAUGAAAUUGAAAAUGAGCCCAUAAUUACUAUGCCUUUAGAUGGUGAAAAUGAUGAAAAGAAUAAUGUAAAUGAUGAGCAAGGAAUCACAUUUGAAGAAAUUGAAGGUGUAAAUAUGUCUACUAACAAUAAAUUUGAGGAAGAAAAGGAGAUGGAAGAAGAUAAUGGCAAAAAACGUGAACAAAUUGAACCAAAAAUAAGUGAUGAAAAUUAUGAAAUGGAAGAAAAGGAUGAAUAUGAUGAAAUCAAUAAUGUUAAAUCAGAAAAGACUUUGUUACAACCUGAUCCUGAUACGGAAAAUAUAUCAGAAGAUGAAUUGCCAAGUGUACAAGUCGUGAAAGUACCGGAAACAGAAGAAGUAUCAGACGAGGAACUUCCUGGUCCUAAAAGAGCUGAACUUCCAGCCGAUACGGAAGUUGUAUCUGAAGAUGAACUUCCGGCGGUAAAACGUGAUGGUGGUACCAAACGUAAAUUGACUGAAGGUGACUACGAUCCGGGUUCGCCAACCUCAGAAAGCGAGAUAUCUGCCAAAAAACCGUUUUUGGAUCAGGAUGAUUUAGAUCAAAAGGAAAAGGAAAAAGAGAAGCCGAAAAAGUUACCAGAACUUGACAAGUAUUGGAAGGCUGUCAAUGAUGAUCCAACUGAUUUUACUGGAUGGACGUACUUACUGCAGUAUGUUGAUCAAGAGAACGAUAUGGAAGCGGCGCGAGAAGCAUAUGAUGCCUUUUUGUCCCAUUACCCCUACUGUUACGGUUAUUGGCGAAAAUACGCCGAUUACGAAAAACGGAAAGGAAAUAAAAAGAAAUGCGAAGAGGUGUUCGAGCGAGGUUUGAAGGCGAUUCCUUUAUCAGUUGAUCUUUGGAUCCAUUAUUUGACGUACGUAAGGACAAUGGUCAAACAACCGGAAGAGGACGAAGAGUUCACACGAGCACAAUUUGAAAGGGCGCUCGCCGCUUGUGGAUUGGAGUUUCGUUCAGAUCGUCUUUGGGAGAGUUAUAUCAAAUGGGAAAAUGAAGCGAAACGAUAUCAGCAUGCGACCGCCAUUUAUGAUCGACUUUUGUCAACGCCCACUCAAGGAUAUAUCACUCAUUUUGAUAAUUUUCAAGAACACGUUUCAAAUAACACACCAAAUAAAAUCUUAGAAGUUGACGAAUUUUUGGCUCUUCGCAAAGAAGUUAAGCACAUUUUAAAACAUGAUGGUUCUUCUACGUCAGAACCGACUGGAACAAGCGGCGACAAAUCAGAUCUUCCUCCAGGCGAAGAUCGCGAAGAAACUAGUUCUGAUGAAGAAACGAAGGCGAUUCGGGAAAGAAUCAUUUCGAUUCGAAGGAAGAUUCAUAAAAAUACAUCAACAGCUGUUACAAGUCGAUGGAAUUUUGAAGAAGGGAUAAAAAGACCUUAUUUUCAUGUUAAACCACUGGAAAGAUGUCAAUUGAAAAAUUGGCAAGAAUAUUUGAACUUUGAAAUUGAACAGGGUGACCAAACGAGAAUAAUUGUGCUUUUUGAGAGGUGUUUGAUCGCGUGUGCUCUCUAUGAAGAGUUUUGGUUAAGAUUUGUUCACUAUUUGGAAGGUUUAAAAGAUACAAAUUUACAUGGAAAGAUCAAAGAUGUUUACGAACGCGCUUGCACCAUUCAUCAUAUUAAGAAGCCAACUCUACAUCUACAAUGGGCGAUGUUCGAAGAGUCAAUUAAAAAUUUCAAUAAAUCCGCUGAAAUUUUAGUUAACAUCGAAAAAUCUGUUCCAAAUCUAUUACAGAUUGCUUAUAGAAGAAUUAAUUUGGAACGUCGAAGAGGUGAUUAUGAAAAAUGUUCGCAAUUAUACGAACAUUAUAUAACAAAUUCGAAAAAUAAGGUGAUCUCAACGAAUUUAGCGAUAAAAUAUGCUCGAUUCGCUUUAAAAAUUUUAAAUAAUCUCGACAAAGCUUUCGAAGUAAUCAAUAUGGCUUUAAGUAAAGAUCCGAAUAAUUCCCGGUUGUAUUUACAAUUGAUUGAUUUGACAAUGCAUAAAAACACAAGUGGUUUAGAAACAGAAAUUUUGGGAUAUUUAGACACGUUUUUAGAGAAAGAAUCUGUUGAAAUUGAUCAAAAAGUUCUAUUUGCUCAACGAAAAUUAGAAUUUUUAGAGGAUUUUGGUUCCGAUAUUCUAUCUGUACAAUCGGCUUACGAUGAAUAUCAGAAAUGCGUGAAAUUGAGUAAAGAAAAUAAGAAAAAGGAUGGAAAAGAUUCCGUAAAAAAGGAUAAAAUGGCGACGACAUCCGAGCAGCAAGCAUCUAAUUCAUAUGGAAGCUAUGGAAAUUAUAGUAAUUCGUCAGGAAAUGCAAGUGCUUAUCAACAAUAUGCAGGUUCUCAGCAAGGUCAAUACAAUUACACACAAUAUGGACAAGGAGAUCAAUAUCAAUAUGGAAGUUGGCAGUAUCCACAGGGAAGUUACAGUGGAUAUAAUCAAUGGAGCGGUUAUGGAAGUGGUUAUGGAUAUUAAGAUUUUUAAAACAUUGGAGAAAAAAAAAGGAACAAUAUUCGCUAUUUUUCUUUUGGUACAAAUCAUUCAAAAAUCUUAGUUUUUUAGUGAGAUGUAAUAUUAAUACUAUGUAUCGUAUCGAUUGUAUUUUAUUUUGUGUUUCAAUUAAAUUGAUUGACAAUGAGAAACAACUUUAAAUAAAAAA
Onthophagus taurus is the source of this 3205-nucleotide messenger RNA. RefSeq names its product pre-mRNA processing factor 39 (gene Prp39). Gene Ontology annotation, cellular component: U1 snRNP; commitment complex; U2-type prespliceosome. The record is from RefSeq and is a predicted model, not a curated record. Lineage: Eukaryota; Metazoa; Arthropoda; Insecta; Coleoptera; Scarabaeidae. Gene Ontology annotation, biological process: mRNA 5'-splice site recognition; RNA processing. Gene Ontology annotation, molecular function: pre-mRNA 5'-splice site binding; protein binding.